AAGCCGCAUCCAGCCCCGAUCCCGGCCGCCGCAGCAGCCUCUAGACCAGACCAGCAGCAUGUCGUUCCCCGCAGGCAAGGCGCCGGAGCGCAAGAACUUCUUCAAGAAGGGCAUCGACGCCGAUGAGUCGCGCCGCAGCCGCAUGGAGACCACCGUGCAGAUCCGCAAGACCAUCAAGGAGGACCGCAUGAACCAGCGUCGCCGCAUGACGCCGGGCGACAACGGAGCUGCGGCCACGCCCGCCAUGGGUGAUGCGGCCGGGGAGAUGACGCUGCUGCAGCGGCUGUCGGAGCUUCCUCAGAUGGUGACGGGUGUCCAGUCGAGCGACGCGGCCGUGCAGCUCGAGGCCGUGACCAAGUUCCGCAAGCUGCUGUCUAUUGAGCGCAACCCGCCUAUCAAGGAGGUGAUUGACACGGGUGUUGUCCCCAUUUUCGUACAGUUCCUUCAGCGCGAGGACUUCCCCACGCUCCAGUUUGAAGCCGCCUGGGCUCUGACGAACAUUGCUUCGGGUACCUCUGCGGAUACCGAGGUGGUGAUCAACCACGGCGCCGUGCCUAUUUUCUGCCAGCUGCUGCUGUCCACCAACGACGAUGUGCGCGAGCAGGCCGUGUGGGCUCUCGGUAACAUUGCCGGUGACUCGAUCGAGUGCCGUGACAUGGUUCUGCGCUGCGGUGCCCUGCGUCCGCUCAUGCAGCAGCUGACGGAGAACUCGAAGCCGACGAUGCUCCGCAAUGCUACGUGGACGCUGUCCAACUUCUGCCGUGGCAAGCCGCAGCCGCUGUUCGAGCUGGUGGCGCCCGCUCUGCCGACUCUGGGCCAGCUCAUCUACACUCACGAUGAGGAGGUGCUGACGGACGCUUGCUGGGCUUUGUCGUACCUGUCCGAUGGAUCGAACGAGAAGAUCCAGGCCGUGAUUGAGGCUGGUGUCUGCCGACGAAUUGUGGAGCUGCUGAUGCACCACUCUCCUUCUGUGCAGACGCCUGCCCUGCGUACGGUCGGAAACAUUGUGACGGGCGACGAUCUGCAGACGCAGGUCAUUAUCAACCUGAACGCGCUGCCGUGCCUGCGUGCGCUCCUGGAGAGCCCGAAGAAGGGCAUCCGAAAGGAGGCCUGCUGGACGCUCUCCAACAUUACGGCUGGCAACCAAGAGCAGAUCCAGUUUAUCAUUGAGGCUGACAUUUUCCCGUCCCUGAUCAACUUCCUGUCGACGGCCGAGUUCGACAUCCGCAAGGAAGCUGCCUGGGCUGUGUCGAACGCUACGUCUGGCGGUUCGGCCGAGCAGAUCAUGCACCUUGUCAGCCUUGGCUGCAUUAAGCCGUUGUGCGACUUGCUGGAGGUUAAGGACGCGAAGGUGGUGAUCGUGGCUCUGGAGGGUCUCGAGAACAUUCUCCGUGUGGGCGAGCAGCAGAAGACUAACGACAUCAACGACGUCGCGACGAUGAUUGAUGAGGCGGACGGUGUGAACAAGAUCCAAGCGCUGCAGUACCACGCCAACGAAGACAUUUACAUGAAGUCCAUGAAGAUCGUGGAAGCAUACUUCAAUGGCGAGGAGGAUGCGGAGGAUAGCCUAGCCCCCGACACGGACGCCAACGCGCAGCAGUUCCAGUUCGGCACAUCCUCGGACCAGCCCACCAUGUUCCAGUUUGGCCAGAACUGAUUUGAUCAGGAAACGAUGAGCUAGACAGUAACGGAGACGGGUUCGAUUGAACCAAUGGACAGUUGCAGGAGAAGUCUAUGGAACGCCCCGGGGAGAUAGUACUCGUGCGAAAUGUAUUUCCCUGUUUGCUUUUUUAUUAUCUGCUCGUGUAAGCUGCGGCGGCGCUGCUCUCGUCUGUCACGAAUCGUAUCUUGCUCACGUUGAAGAUGUGCCGUGCCGUCAAAGCGCAGUGGAUGACAUCCACAUCCACUGGAUGUACAGGCAGCAGGGAUUGAAAAAAAAAUUGUAAUUGAAAAAGUGCAACAAU
Molecule: messenger RNA, 1964 nt
Organism: Phytophthora sojae
Lineage: Eukaryota; Oomycota; Peronosporomycetes; Peronosporales; Peronosporaceae
Exons: 6
Coding region: 59-1657 (532 amino acids)
Biological process (GO): NLS-bearing protein import into nucleus
Cellular component (GO): nucleus; cytoplasm
Molecular function (GO): protein binding; nuclear import signal receptor activity
Source: RefSeq, a predicted model, not a curated record